GUCAGCAUUCAGCGCAACCCCCAUUAAAAUUCUUACUUACAACUCCUUCUCUGUUGUCUGUCAAUAUAAAAAGUGAGGAAGAGGGAGUUUAACGCUGAAAUAUCGGAAGAUCAAGAAAACAUGGUGAAUCUUGGUACUUCUGUUACUGAAAGAGCGAACCGCCGUUUGAAGAGGGAUCGGCCAAUGAAGAACUGUAAUGAAGAAAGUGACGAUCUUUGUACGGAAGAAAGUGAAAGUGACGGAAAAAAGAAAUCUUUGGGCAAAAGGGCUCGGAAAAAUGACGGAUUUAUAAUCGAAGGGAGUGAAGUUGAAGAAAAAAUAAGCCAAGAGGAGGAAGAUAAUACAAAUCGAAGAAAAAGGAGCGAUGAUCGAAGAAGAAGCAAUCCGAUUGGAGCAAAGAAGGUGAAUUCGGAGAAUGUGCCAAAGCGCGUAACGAGCAAGGAUCAAGAUGGAUUUCGUAAAUCUAAUAUGUGUCAUCAAUGUCAAAGAAACGAUAAAGGAAAAGUCGUACGGUGCGUUGAAUGCAAAACAAAGCGAUAUUGCGUUCCCUGCAUGACCACCUGGUACCCGAAAAUGUCGGAGGAAGAUUUUGCAACACUUUGUCCCGUUUGUCGAAAUAAUUGCAACUGCAAAGCAUGUUUACGCAUGGAACUUCCGAUUAAGGGUCUUCUUGAAAUUCAGAAGAAGUCGUACCCCGAAAUUGACAAAGAUAAAGAGGUUCCGUACUCUAAAUACAUUAUCAAAGUGCUUCUGUCCUUUCUCGAACAGAUUAACACAGAGCAAGUGACGGAGCUCGAACUCGAAGCUAAGAUUAAAGGAUUAUCAGUUUCAGACAUUAAGAUUGAGGAUGCAGCAUGCAAUAAGUACGAGCGGAUCUAUUGUGAUGAAUGCCGAACAUCUAUUGCCGAUUACCAUAGAAGCUGUCCUCUGUGCUCCUAUGACCUCUGCCUUAGUUGUUGUAGAGAACGUAGGGAUCGCCAAAUUCGGGGAGGUGAAAACGGAAGACCUAUUAAAUUCGUCGACUAUGGCUUCGACUAUCUGCACGGUGGGGAAAAAGUAGAGAGUGAAGAUUUAAACAGUGUUGAAAUCAGAGUGUUGGAGGAAAACGGCAUUAUCCCGUGUCCACCGGAAGAUAAGGGAGGCUGCGGUGAAGGAGUUUUGGAACUCAAGUCCUUAUUACAAGAUGAACCAAUCCAAGAAUUGGUAAUCGAAGCAAGACAAAUACGCGAUGAACUCAACGUUGAACGCGUGUCUGAAAUUUCCGGGGGAAGCUGUACAUGUUCCGCAAUCGCCUCUCCAGAUACAACGAGCUGUAACUCGUGUAAAGCGGCCUCUCGGGAAGAUCCCUUCGACAACUCUUUGUACUGCCCGACGGCCGUAGACCUCACGCACGAGGAUCAUAAACAUUUUCAGUGGCACUGGUCGAAGGGCGAACCCGUAAUUGUUAGGGAUGUUCUUGAAACGACACUCGGGCUGAGCUGGGAACCCAUGGUUAUGUAUCGUGCCUUUCGUCAGAUUAAAAACCUUCAAUACGAGAAACUUCUCGAUGUCACCGCAAUAAAUUGCUUGAACUGGUGUGAGGUGGAUAUCAAUGUACUCCAAUUCUUUAAAGGGUAUUCCGAAGGUCGGUUCGACAGUAAAGGGUGGCCGGAAAUUCUGAAAUUGAAAGACUGGCACCCUUCCACUUUAUUUGAGAAGAAAUUUCCUCGUCACAAUGCCGAGUUUCUCAGCUGCUUACCGUUUAAGGAGUAUUCGCAUCCGCACAAGGGAUAUUUAAAUCUUGCAGUUAAACUGCCUAACGAGUCUUUAAAGCCCGACAUGGGCCCGAAAACCUAUAUAGCUUAUGGAUUCAAUGAAGAGCUAGUUCGUGGAGAUUCUGUAACAAAGCUUCACUGUGACGUGUCUGAUGUGGUGAAUGUAUUGACGCAUGUGCAAUCAGUUAGCGUAAGCCCCGUAAACCAAGACGCAAUUCGAAAGUUGAAAGAGAAGCACGCCGAACAGGAUAGAAGGGAGAUUCCUGAAGUUGCGCGGAUGGCAAAUCGGGGAAAAGAUGUCGUAAACGCCCCGGAAAGUGGUGUAACAUGUCACGAUGUGAAUAAUGAUCCCAAGAGUGGAGCUCUUUGGGACAUCUUUAGAAAGCAAGAUGUCCCGAAGUUGGAGGAGUACAUAAAACGGCACUUUAACGAGUUUAGGCAUAUUUACGGCAAUCUUCUUCCCGAGGUCAUUCAUCCAAUUCACGACCAAACCGUUUACUUGAAUGCGGAGCACAAAAGGAGACUUAAGGAGGAAUACGGAAUUGAGCCGUGGACGUUUAUACAGAGAUUAGGCGAUGCGGUUUUUAUACCAGCUGGUUGCCCUCAUCAAGUUCGGAACUUGAAGUCAUGCAUUAAGGUUGCAGUGGAUUUUGUGUCACCUGAAAACGUCGAUUCGUGCUUCAAACUGACCGAAGAAUUUCGCAUGCUUCCCCAUAAUCACAGGGCUAAAGAAGACAAGCUAGAGGUGAAGAAAAUGAUCAUUCAUGCGUUGCGUGCUGCCGUGGAUGAUGUGAAGGGUGUGUGUAAAGGACAAUACGUUAAAAAAGGGGCCAGCAAAUCCGCCAAAAAGGGGGCCAAAAGGCGGAACUUGUUGAAAACGUAGAAAUCUUUCUUUUACCGUGUUGCUGUUUCAUCAUUUUAGUUAAGGCCAUUAUCAAUAUUUUGGUUUUGGUUGUUUGCUUCGUUAUCUGGUCAAAUUUGUUUAUCCGGUCCCAAAAGAUCGAUGGUUGUUAUUCCGAACACGCUACAAUGCUUAUAAUGUAGCAUCAUGAGAAAGGCCUUUUCAAUUUUAAUCGAACUGAAAGAGAGUUGCGCAUUUUUUUGAUAUCUCGUGCAUCGCGCAGGGGUCAAA
Messenger RNA from Erythranthe guttata (spotted monkey flower), 2886 nucleotides. RefSeq names its product lysine-specific demethylase JMJ25. NCBI's taxonomy places the organism in Eukaryota, Viridiplantae, Streptophyta, Magnoliopsida, Lamiales, Phrymaceae. Gene Ontology annotation, cellular component: chromatin; histone deacetylase complex. The record is from RefSeq and is a predicted model, not a curated record. Gene Ontology annotation, molecular function: chromatin DNA binding; transcription coregulator activity; histone H3K9 demethylase activity. Gene Ontology annotation, biological process: regulation of transcription by RNA polymerase II.